This is a messenger RNA of Hyaloscypha bicolor E, 1730 nucleotides long. RefSeq lists its product as uncharacterized. NCBI's taxonomy places the organism in Eukaryota, Fungi, Ascomycota, Leotiomycetes, Helotiales, Hyaloscyphaceae. The record is from RefSeq and is a predicted model, not a curated record. The transcript is spliced from 2 exons. Bases 27 to 1634 code for a protein of 535 amino acids.
CGCGAUGAUUCAUUCGCAUCGCGGCCAUGGACUUAGCAUCGGGUGCCGCGCGCCUCAUAAGCCUCGCAGGUCUCGCCGUCCAGUCUGCGUCCACUUUGUACACUUUCUGCCACAAGCUUCCGCGAGUUGCAGGUGAGGUCGAGGCUAUCAUCAGCGAGAUUCGAGCACUCAGUCAGACACUUGAAUCGAUUCAGCAAAUUACCUCUGAUCGAUCAGCACAGAAAUAUUCGGCGCGAACAUAUGAAUUAAUUGCGAAGUUGCAGGAGGGAGUCGCACGAUGCACCGCUGAUCUGGAGGCUUGGAAUACCGGCAUGGCUGCGCUGAAGGUGGAGGAUGGGAAAUGGGCCAAGAAUGCUGUUAAGAAAUUGAAGCUUGCUGCUGAUGCGGGGCGGUUUGCGGAGACGAGGUCGAAGAUAUCGUCUCAUCGAGACCAGCUAGUACUUAUGAUGGAGCUACUGACUGUGGAUCUCGAGUUGUCGACAGGCCUGGAUAUCAAGGGUAUAGAUUCCAAGAUCGACGAUUUCACAGCAAAGCAAUUGUCCUCUCAGCAAAUUACUUUUGGCCAUCUGGAGAAAAUCAAAGAAAGAGUUCAAACUGCUGCUGGUCUUCAAAGCACCAGCCUCGCCGAGACAGCGGAGAUCUCGAGGUCGACUAGCAAGAUCCAUGAGACGCUACACGAUAUCCAGAAAUCACAGGCAACUUCUCAUCAAACGACUUGCGUCCAAGCUGAGAGGCUGGAUGCUACUCUCGCAGCAAUCCAACGCUCACUCUUGGGCAUCUCUACCAAGAACCGACAAGUCUCCAAGACCCGUCGUAAAAUACUGAAACCACAACCUCGAAAGCAUGGUUUGCCAAAAUCCCCACACGAGGAGGUACCUUCUAUACCGGGAGUAUUUUCAGAACUCGUCCAGCAGACCGCGGAUCAUUCAAUCAUUCCGGCUCAAGUAAAUAAACUGGUUGACCUGGCGGUCACAGUGAGAUACCGAUGUGGGAAAGCCCAUUUCGAGCCUCUUGCGCUACCUGAUCCGGAAUUCGAGGCAGCUAGUUUUGAGACCAAGUUGCGCAUGGUCAAAUAUCUGCAAGGCCUGCGCCUUCUUCUUUGGCUUUUGUGUCGAAAAGAGUACUUUUGUGACAGGGUUUUUCAGCUGACCGGCCUUCCUCAAUCACAACUUAUACCGGAGGCCCGGCUGGUCUCAUCUUGGACCGUCUGGACGACUUUUGAAAUAGCUUCUUUUGGUCGUCAGGCAAAUAUCAGAUGCAGAGAUCGAGCCUGUCUAGAGUAUUUGCAAAGAAUGCUUGACAGUAAAUCUUCCGAACUCGGAAGCAAACUUCAAACCCAGAAUUCCCUUCAUACCUUGAUAGGUCUUCGUAUUUGGCAAAGCGAUCUUAGCUCUGAUCGUAUAUACGCUUUAAGUUUAAAGCAUGCUAGACGACAAGUAAAUAUCAAGGAACUAGUGCACAGAGUUUUUGUUAUGGAGACAGGCGUCCUUGAAGACCGCCUUCGUAGAUUGAAUAUUUAUUUGGACGCAAUCAGAGAAGAUUUGGCAAGGUGGCUUGCAAGCCAGAUAGAAGCAUUUUUUGAACAGUUGGAACGAACAGGUUAUUCUCCCCUCCCAUUCAACGAAGACUGUUAGAUAGUUCGAGACAUCUUUCCUAACCAAAUCCGAUUACACAUAUGCCUCUAUACAAAGAAAAUAUAUAAAUAAACUCUAUUUCAACGCGAACAAUAG